Messenger RNA from Ruditapes philippinarum (Manila clam), 405 nucleotides. RefSeq names its product glutamine--tRNA ligase-like. The coding region runs from base 43 to 405 and encodes 120 amino acids. NCBI's taxonomy places the organism in Eukaryota, Metazoa, Mollusca, Bivalvia, Venerida, Veneridae. The record is from RefSeq and is a predicted model, not a curated record. Gene Ontology annotation, molecular function: ATP binding; aminoacyl-tRNA ligase activity. Gene Ontology annotation, cellular component: cytoplasm. The transcript has 3 exons. Gene Ontology annotation, biological process: tRNA aminoacylation for protein translation.
UUUGAUUCCGGAUAUUGGAAAUUAGGUUGUCUUCCAAUCAAGAUGGCUGACCCAGUCGUUUCACUUUUCAUUGGAACCGGUUUGAGCGAACAGAAAGCGAAAGAAACUUUAAAAAAUGAAUUAGUUACUCAAAAUUUAAAGAGUGCUAUAGAACAGGUUGGCAAUGUGUCUGAGGACCUGAAGACAGAUAAAGAUGUUGGUAAACUACUCUAUCAUGUAGCAACCAAAUUGAAAACACGUAAAUACCAGAGACAAAUUGUUGACUAUAUUGCAACAAAAAAGAUAACUUCCGAAAACCAGUUAAAAUGGUGUGAUUAUAACACCCAGAUCAAAGUGGAAGCUGCUGUAGAGGAUGUGAUAGGGAAACACAAGGCCGGGCUACAAGCUCAGAGAUACAAAAUAUAA